UAUAUCAACGUCAAGUGUCCAUUCACUACUAACCGUUUUUCUGAAACUCCGCUGCUCGCUCUCUAUCUCCCUCCAAAUGCCGAAGUGAAAAAAAUCCCUAACUUCUCCACUGCAAACCUGAAAGCCUAAAUCAUCAAAUUCGAACCGACUCAACUCUAUGGACACUCACUCUCACUUAACUGCACCUAAUCGCUCUCGCAGCUCUCAAUCUCCGUCUCCUUCGCACUCGGCCUCGGCCUCGGCCUCCGCAACCUCUUCCAUCCACAAACGGAAACUCGCCGCGGCUGCGGCGGGGGACGACGACCACUUGCCGCCAUUUGCUCCGUCUUCUCUCUCCGCAGACACUCGCGAUGGCGCUCUCACCUCCAACGACGACCUUGAGAGCAUCUCCGCUCGCGGCGCCGACUCUGACUCCGAUGACGCUGAAGAUUCCGACACCGUCCUUGACGAUGAAGAUGAAGACUUCGACAACGAUUCCUCCAUGAGAACGUUCACCACAGCCCGCCUCGACACCACUAACCCCGCUGGCAGCAGCAGCCGGAACACGAAGAUCAAAAUGGAGAACACGAAUGUCAAGAUUGAAAAUUCUGAUAGCGGGAAGGACGGUGGGCACACAGGGACUGGUGCAGUGGGGCCUGCUGCAGCGGGGAGUUCUGGGCCAGGGAUUGUGGUGAAGGAGGAUUCUGUUAAAAUAUUUACGGAAAAUUUGCAGGCAAGUGGAGCUUAUAGCGCGAGAGAAGAGAGUUUGAAGAGAGAGGAGGAAGCAGGAAAACUCAAGUUUGUCUGUUAUUCAAAUGAUGAUGUUGAUGAGCAUAUGGUUUGGCUGAUAGGAUUGAAGAAUAUAUUUGCGAGGCAAUUGCCUAACAUGCCCAAGGAGUACAUAGUUCGACUUGUGAUGGAUAGAAGCCACAAAUCUGUGAUGAUUAUUAGACGCAAUCAGGUGGUUGGUGGUAUCACUUAUCGUCCAUAUGUCAGUCAGAGGUUUGGGGAGAUAGCUUUUUGUGCAAUCACCGCAGAUGAACAAGUAAAAGGUUAUGGUACGAGAUUGAUGAAUCACUUAAAGCAGCAUGCACGUGAUGUUGAUGGGUUGACACAUUUCCUGACGUAUGCUGACAAUAAUGCUGUUGGCUAUUUUAUCAAGCAGGGUUUCACAAAAGAGAUUUACUUGGAGAAAGAUCGAUGGCAAGGGUAUAUUAAAGACUAUGAUGGAGGUAUCUUAAUGGAAUGCAAGAUUGAUCAAAAACUUCCUUACACUGACUUAUCAACCAUGAUUCGUCGUCAGAGACAGGCAAUUGAUGAAAAGAUAAGAGAGCUAUCCAAUUGUCAUAUCAUCUAUCCUGGAAUUGAUUUUCAAAAGAAAGAAGCUGGUAUUCCCAAGAAAAUCAUCAAAGUCGAGGAUAUUCCUGGCUUGAGGGAGGCUGGGUGGACUCCUGAUCAAUGGGGCCAUUCACGUUUCAGAACAUUAAACUCUGCUUCGGAUAGUGCCACAAAUCAAAAAUAUUUGACUGCAUUUAUGCGCUCACUUUUAAAGUCAAUGCAUGACCAUGUGGAUGCUUGGCCGUUUAAGGAACCAGUUGAUGCUCGGGAUGUCCCUGAUUAUUAUGACAUCAUCAAGGAUCCCAUGGAUCUGAAGACGAUGUCAAAAAGGGUAGAGUCAGAACAAUACUAUGUAACACUUGAGAUGUUCAUUGCUGAUGUUAAGAGGAUGUGUGCCAAUGCACGGACAUACAACUCACCUGAUACCAUUUAUUACAAGUGUGCAACCAGGCAUGCUCAUCCACUUGUGCUCUCUGUUUUAGCCCCCCCCCCAAUUCCUGGUUCCAACUUUAUUAUAUUUACGUUCAUUAUGCAGGCUGGAAGCCUAUUUUCAAAGCAAAGUUCAGUCAGGCAUCCAAUCUGGUACAAAAAUUCUGCCAUGACGUGCUCAACGAACAGUUCUUAGGAGAUCAAUGUUUACUAAAUUUAGCCUACGCAUUGCGUGGAUUGCAACGAGCACUUCUGUGAUUCAAUAUGCAUCUUUAUCAUAGUGCAUGUUUUGAUGCGAAAUCAUGCUCAAAUUUAGUUUCAUUUUUCCCUUUCCUUAUUCAAAUUUUGAGGGUCCUUUCAAAAUGCCACCUGUUCUAGCAUAUUGCCAGAAGAAAUUUGGAAGAGCGGGUUUGCCUUUGGCAGUUGUCAGGUUCUAGAACUGCAAGAGGAACCAAUUAUUUUCUAGAACCUUUGUUUGGAUGGUCACAACUUUUUACCAAGUUUGGCGGGCGUGCAUCCAUCAAUGGCGGGCCUUUUGAGAGUUGAUUGAGACCAUUGUUGCUAUUUUUCAGGGAUGGCAACGAUGAUGUUACCAUAUUUUUGGUAUUCUAUCCUAUCGUUUCUACCAAAUAACAAUAUACAACCUGGAAGCUGAUUUUUUUUAUUUUAACCCAGAGCCGGCUCCACUAUUUGUGAUGACGCUAGUUGCUGAAGGGGAACUUGAAAUCCACUUUCGGGUGGGAAAGCGAAGAAAUUAGGAAUUGCUACACUUGCAUGAGGAAAAUAAGUUUUAAUGCCAUCGUGAAAUGUCUUCCAUCUUCAAAAUCUAACAUGCAAGGAUAAUUACAACGGCCCCUUGAAUGGAGAUCGUUAUAAGCAAUGCUCCUAUUGACACGCUAUGUUGCAUAAACAUGUCCCGCGUCUAGAU
This is a messenger RNA of Populus euphratica (Euphrates poplar), 2674 nucleotides long. RefSeq names its product histone acetyltransferase GCN5-like. Gene Ontology annotation, molecular function: histone H3 acetyltransferase activity; protein binding. Gene Ontology annotation, cellular component: histone acetyltransferase complex. Gene Ontology annotation, biological process: positive regulation of transcription by RNA polymerase II; chromatin remodeling. The record is from RefSeq and is a predicted model, not a curated record. Bases 158 to 1942 code for a protein of 594 amino acids. The transcript is spliced from 13 exons. NCBI's taxonomy places the organism in Eukaryota, Viridiplantae, Streptophyta, Magnoliopsida, Malpighiales, Salicaceae.